CGUUCGUUGCCCAUGUCCGCGGUGCGGCGGUAUUAUUCCACAACUGGUUAAUCCUCCAGGUGAAGAAGAAGUUUCAAAUUCUCCUCGCGCCUCACGUACCGAUCGUUGGAACAUUCCUGUGCGCCGCUUUCGAGGAGAAGGCAGAACAUCCCCAACCGAGCAACGAGUCACCUCCACUACCCAGUCAUUCGCUGCCGCGUUUGAGCUUCAAAUUCCUGUUCGGUCCUUAUCUAUUACCAGUCACACAGCAAGGAAUCUACAAGGAUGGGCGAAGAGUCCGCAAUGUCUUCAAUGUCUGGCAUGUCUGGAAUGGAGUCCAGUCAGUCCCAAGGAUCGACUGGAGAUGCUCCGGCAGGAGGAGGUGACGUCGACAAUGACGAUGACAGCGUCAGCCCUGGAGGUGGAGGCUCAUCAUCGUCAUCAUCAUCAUCUUCACCAGGGGGCGGGUCUUCUGACUCGAAUCCAUUUCCCGGUCCAGAACCACCGGCGCCAACGCCAGAGCCACCACCGAAGGAGCCGCCGAAGAACUUUGUGAUGUGCACUGUUGGCGUACGCUUCAGGGACCCAGGGAAGUACAAGGACGUCCCGUGCGAUUACAUUAUAUUCGACAACAUGGUUGUGAUUCCAUCAGGGAUAAUUCCCUCUCAAGAUUUCAUUGCAUGGCAACACUUCCUCGAGUUUAUUGCUGCGGGAUCAAAGCAGCCCAUGCCUGGUAUCUCACUUAUGGGGGCCCACUUAGAUGAUCCAAAAUACGAUGUCCCAGAAGAAAAGACCUUGACGAGCAUGGCUGACAAAGGAAUCGUCGCCUACGGCAUCAGCUCACUAUCUAUGCCAAAGGCAAGCACGGACCUGCCCAAACUAACCAGCAAAGUAACAAGCUUUUUCAGUGCCCUGACUGCCGCGAACUCUACUAUAGCAAAGAAAGGAGGGUACAUGACCAUGUUCUGCCUUGUGGAAUUUCAAAAAGAUAGCAAGGCUAGUUUUGAAGACUUCCUGAAACAAUUCACCGGGAACCUGCUCGUGGUGAAGACUCACAACAUGGAUCCGCCCGCCAUUUUCCCGGACAAGUGCAUCUUCUAUCAUGCAUCAAUGUGGAAUGACCCUAAGGGUUUUGAUUUCGCGACUGUCGAGGACUCCUUGAAGAGUGUGAAAAGCCUCCCAUUCGCUAUCGGGGUGACUUUCAGCAUGGCUGUCCAGCUAGCUGCUUUCAACAAAACAGGAGCACCUACGGACGCAAGUGCUAUAUCUGCGUGCGUCUACAGGUCAGUGACCAGCUACGACGAUUGGUGCCCGUUAAGAAGUUCUGAAAAGUAUGACGCAACGACGAUGGCGGUGGUAAACGUUGUCGAUAUAGUUGUGGUCACCUACAACACCGAACCGUCUGCGAAGGCCUUGAUAGCGAAGUUCAAGCAAACUGUCAAGUUGACGAUCGGCGUGCUCCUCACUGAUAUCCAGUUUGAUAUCAUAGAGACUUCAAAGUGUACAGAGAAGUCUCUGUCCAGGGUAAAGAGUAUCGGCGACCUGAUACGCGGCCAGGGGGCAAAACCCAGUCCGUAGUCAGCCGAGAGGAAGUGCCACGAGUAAUAAACAUAUCUGAAAGUCG
Messenger RNA from Ornithodoros turicata, 1603 nucleotides. RefSeq lists its product as uncharacterized. Lineage: Eukaryota; Metazoa; Arthropoda; Arachnida; Ixodida; Argasidae. The transcript has 11 exons. The record is from RefSeq and is a predicted model, not a curated record. Bases 265 to 1557 code for a protein of 430 amino acids.